AUGUUUUCGUGGGGAGACGACAGACAUCAGGGCUUCCGCCUGAAGAAAGCCUCCAACGUCCCGCCUGGAGACGCGGUUCGGUUCCUAAACCUCAGCUUCCAGCUCAGGGAUCUGUCAGCCGGCUCCAGUGUCAUCACCUUCAUCAAAACCAGCGGAGACGCCUCCGUGAUCCGCACAGACGAAGGAGGACGAAGAGCGACGGGGAAACAGAAGUUUGUUGAGGGGAAGGUCAAAGCUGUGAGUUGUGGAGACGACGCCUCCGUCACGCUGCUGUCGGAGAGCGGCCUCGUUUCCUGUGUGGACACGACGCAAACUCCUUUCAUACCGAGAACUCCAGAAGCUCUGAGGAACGUCCCGGUGUGUCAGGUGGCCUGUGGGAGCCGGCACACCGUCGUCCUCACAAGAGGCGGUCAGGUGUUCACAUGGGCCCGGGACGGUUCGCCUCGAGCCGUCCCGACUCUGGCGGCGAUGCCUCUGGUCCAGGUGGCUGCAGGAGGAGACCAGAGCUUCGUCCUGUCGGCCUCUGGAGGCGUGUUCGGCUGGGGCAGGAACCACCGCGGACAGCUGGGCCUCGGAGACACCACAGACAGAAGCUCACCGACUCCUGUUCGCUGCCUGAACAUGAAGAAAACUGUUCACAUCUCCUGCGGACAGGAACACACCGCCAUCCUGACCAAGGACGGCGCCGUGUUUACGUUUGGAUCCGGUCGGUUCGGGCAGCUCGGACACAACUCUACGCGGGACGAGCUGCGACCUCGGCUGGUGGCGGAGCUCUGGGGGGCGAAGGUCUGCAGGGUGGCAUGUGGGAGGGAUCACACUUUGGUGCUGACAGACUCCGGGAAGGUGUUUUCCUUUGGACGUGGUGAACAAGGGCAGCUGGGCCACGGAGAGAAGAGUCACUCAUCUGUGCCGCUACCUGUCCAGCUGCCACACGACGUCACUAAUGGUGCCAUCAUUCAGAACAUCUACGCAGGAGGAAACUGUUCAUUUGCAACCUGCACGCCUCAUCAGGACAACGGCUCAAGCUGCUGUGAAAACAACACGACGCAGCUUGACGCAAUUGAGAAUAUGAUCGAUGAAUGGGCCGCUAAAUGCCAUCAAGCAGAGUCCUGGGCAACGAUGAAACAGGACAUUCACAGGAUGUUUUCCUCUGCAGCAUGUAUGAACCGAAGCUUCCUCGACCGAAGCAAAGACAAACACUUCCAGACUUCACCGAACUACUCCGGUUUGGACUUGUCGCUCGCACACCGUGGUUUUGGGAAACUGGUGCAGUCGGAUGCUGUUUCUGCAGAGGUGGAGGCAGCUGUCCUGGAGCUGCUUCAGUCUCUGGAUGAGGACCCGGUGGGGCUGGAAGGACUCAGGAUCUUCCUGCUCCUCACUGAGCUUCUGCACGCGAUGCAGAACCGAAGAAGACCAGAGAGCAUGAGGCUGGCCGAGGCCAUCGCUGCUGCUGCUCAGAGACUCUCUGCUGGAAGCCUCCAGAUCACAGGAGUCUGGUGGUCCUCGCUGGGGCCCUCCACCAUGACCAGACACGUCAAAGUGUGGAAAAAUGUCCUCUCUGGGCUGCUGUACUUCCUCCCUGUUCCUCGUGUAUCGGUCCAGAACGUGCUGCAGAUCCUCCAGAACAUGUACAACGCCAACAAAGAAAAGAAGAAAAUCCCCGAGGCGAGUUUUGGGGCGGACAUUAACCCGCAGUUUCUUGGACAGGAUCUGCAGCUUUGGAGAGCAACGACAAUAAACAAGGUGAAAACUAAAGUGGUUUGUCUCAGCAACAUCUUCAGCUGGUGCAGAGUUCAUUCACAUGAAAACAACAGUUUUAGUUCAUUUUGUGCAUUUGCUCCUUCAGAGGCGUCCUGGAGGCGUCUCGGUGCCGCCGUCAGCAUCAGCAGCAGCUCGUCUCAAACAUCUGCUGAUUUAAACUGUGAUCUGCUGAACAGGAGGGAGUAUGUGGACGCCUACGUCAACCACGCCUUCAACACAUCGGUGGAGAGCGCCUUUCAGGAGUUCGAGCGAGGCUUCUUCCAGGUGUGCGAGCGGGACCUGGUGCAGCUGUUUGGACCGGAGGAGCUUCAGGGAGUUCUGGUGGGCAAAGACCAGUACGACUGGGCCAAGUUCAAACAGAACACGGUGUACGACCUGUACUACCACGCCCACCACCCGACCAUACGCAUGUUCUGGGAGGUGUUUGAUGAGCUGACUGAAGAGCAGAAGAAGGAUUUCCUCUGGUUCCUGACUGGGUUUAGGAAGGUUCCCAUUCUCGGCAUGGACCAGAUACAGAUGUCGGUCGAACUUAAACAAAUCCAGAGCGCCUCCCACGAUCAGUACUUCCCCGAGUCGCUGACGUGUCACUCUAUUCUGUAUCUGCCCUUAUAUUCAACCAAAGAGGUGAUGAGAGUCCGGCUGACCGAGGCUCUGCGGCCAGAAAGAGGAUUCUCAGCAUGAGUCUGGACUGUGCUGCUGCACUUCCUGUGAAAGCUGUAGGAAAAAAAUGUUCAAAACAACACUGAGAAUAUCAUCGAGAGUAGAAAUGAUGUGUUUAAAAACCCGUGGAAUACGGUAAAACUCAAAAACAGUGAAAAUAACAGCAAAAAUCUGGUUGAAGUAAAAUAAAGUAAUUUUAUGGUAAUUUU
Molecule: messenger RNA, 2630 nt
Organism: Stegastes partitus (bicolor damselfish)
Lineage: Eukaryota; Metazoa; Chordata; Actinopteri; Pomacentridae
Product: probable E3 ubiquitin-protein ligase HERC3
Exons: 18
Coding region: 1-2442 (813 amino acids)
Biological process (GO): ubiquitin-dependent protein catabolic process; protein ubiquitination
Cellular component (GO): cytoplasm
Molecular function (GO): ubiquitin protein ligase activity
Source: RefSeq, a predicted model, not a curated record